AUGUGUCGCCACGUCGCACCGAUGGAUGAUAGGACUGCAAGCUUGCUUCGGCCGCUCGUCUCCUUCGAGACAUUUCGCGCACGCCCGAGAUGUGCUGGGGAGUCGGUAACGACUCAUGCAAGGCGGCAUCGCACCUCUACUCUCGCCUCCGCGGGGAAGCUGUACCAUCUGUGUGACCGACUACCGUUUCGUCCACAGGUUUUAAGCUCGAACCGUUAUAUCUGUGCGCCCAUCACAAUCUGCUGUGUUAAGUGGAAGGAGCAUUAUUACUCAAGGUUAAAGAGACCUACUCGAUUCAGCUCAGAGUUAUGUUUAUGGAAAGGUUUCAUGAUUGAGAUGAUUGGAUCACAUAUGUCCUGA
This is a messenger RNA of Closterium sp. NIES-65, 360 nucleotides long. NCBI's taxonomy places the organism in Eukaryota, Viridiplantae, Streptophyta, Zygnematophyceae, Desmidiales, Closteriaceae. The record is from the annotation of a GenBank genome assembly.